Theobroma umbraticum is the source of this 1756-nucleotide messenger RNA. It is a transcript of the gene GPT, whose product is annotated as UDP-glcnac-adolichol phosphate glcnac-1-p-transferase. The record is from RefSeq and is a predicted model, not a curated record. Gene Ontology annotation, biological process: dolichol-linked oligosaccharide biosynthetic process. Gene Ontology annotation, molecular function: UDP-N-acetylglucosamine-dolichyl-phosphate N-acetylglucosaminephosphotransferase activity. Gene Ontology annotation, cellular component: membrane. NCBI's taxonomy places the organism in Eukaryota, Viridiplantae, Streptophyta, Magnoliopsida, Malvales, Malvaceae.
UUUCCAUGUAAUGUAUGCAACAAAGAAUAGAGACACCGCAGCGAAAAUUCAAAGGAUUUGAGACAAACAAAACUUUGCAGAGAAACAGAGCAGCAGCCAUGGCAGCUUGCAAGAGAGCUUCAGCAACGACAGCAACACCGACAGAAACAAAGCCGAAUCCUCCUCAAACCCAAGAAACAACCACCCAAACCGACCCACCGAUCGCGCCACCAAAGAAAGGCCUCAUCUUUAACCUCUGUCUUUUCUUUUCAAUUCCAUAUUUUUACCUUCUUUUCCAGCGAUAUACGAUCGAGCAAGACCUCAAGAGAUCCAUCCUUAUCAAUGCUGCCCUUAGCGUUGUCGGCUUCUUCCUUACUCAGAGAAUGAUUCCUGUUGCUUCUAGAUAUGUUUUAAAACGCAGUUUAUUUGGAUUUGAUAUUAACAAGAAGGGUACCCCUCAAGGCACCGUUAAAGUGCCUGAGUCAUUGGGAAUUGUUGUAGGUAUUGUCUUCUUGGUUUUGGCUAUCUUGUUUCAAUAUUUUAACUUCACGGCAGAUUCAAAUUGGCUCGUUGAGUACAAUGCAGCCUUAGCAUCUAUCUGCUUCAUGAUUUUGCUUGGAUUUGUAGAUGAUGUCCUGGAUGUCCCUUGGAGAGUGAAACUACUACUGCCAUCAAUUGCUGCUCUUCCAUUGUUGAUGGCCUAUGCUGGGCACACAACUAUCAUCAUUCCAAAGCCUCUUGUUUCAUAUGUCGGGCAAGAGGUGUUGGAUCUAGGAUGGGUGUAUAAAUUGUAUAUGGGGCUUUUGGCAGUAUUCUGCACAAAUUCCAUCAACAUUCAUGCUGGUUUGAAUGGCCUUGAAGUUGGGCAAACAGUUGUGAUUGCAUCAGCUAUUUUGAUACAUAAUAUAAUGCAAAUUGGCGCAUCUUCAGAUCCUGAGUACAAGCAUGCUCAUGCUUUUUCUAUUUAUCUUGUUCAACCCUUACUAGCCACCUCCUUGGCUUUACUUUCUUACAACUGGUAUCCUUCUUCAGUUUUUGUUGGGGAUACAUACACAUACUUUGCUGGAAUGACCAUGGCUGUAGUUGGGAUUCUUGGACACUAUAGCGAAACACUCUUGAUUUUCUUUCUUCCUCAAGUGUUGAACUUUCUCUUGUCACUUCCUCAGCUUUCUGGCUAUGUGAAAUGCCCACGACACCGUCUUCCAAGAUUCAAUCCUGGGACUGGACUACUUACUGGGACACGUGAUGGGACACUUGUUAACUUUUACUUGAGAAUAGUUGGCCCGAAAUCAGAAAAGUCACUCUGCAUCCACCUUCUUUUUGUUCAGGCCCUAGGAUGCUGCUUCUGUUUCAUGCUGAGGUACUUCCUCGCCGGAUGGUACAAAUAAGGUAGCAACAUCAGAGAAAAGUGAAAUAGUUUUGCUAUACGGGUUUGUCAUGUAUAAUACUUUAGCAUCGGAACACGGGGAGUACGUCUUUCAGCGUAGACAAAUGACCUGCAGUCUCGACAACAUUGGGAUGAAUGCUGACAAUAGUAUUAAUUACUUGCAUCAUUUUUCCUUAUAUAUAUCACUUGACAAUUUACAUUUUGGUGUGGGAGAGAAAGUUGGAGAACAUUAGAUCAUAGGAAGCCAAUGGCUCAAACUCCUUUUGCAUUAGUUAUUCGUAAUUCAUUAGGCUUUGUUGAUGUACAACCUUGCCUUGCCUUGUUUAAAACUGUACAUUGGUUGAGGUAAUUUGAACCACAUUUUUAUUAUUAUUGUUAUGUUGGUUGCAA